GAGGGCCAUAUCAUGUACUCACUAGAUGUGGUGUCCCUCUAUACAAAUGUUACAGUGGAGAAGGUGUACGAUCUGGUGGAAGAAAAAUGGGGAGAACUUCAAGAACACACCACCAUACCAUGGGAAAUUUUCAAGCAGGCGAUGAAAACUGUUCUCGAAGCAUCCUUUUUCCAAUACGACGGAAAAUUCUAUGCCCAAACAACGGGGGUCCCCAUGGGCUCCCCGCUUUCACCAGUGAUAGCAAAUCUAAUCAUGGAGAAGGUGGAACAGGAGGCCAUGACCAAACUAGAGCAGAAACACAUCCCACUGACAGUGUACAGAAGGUACGUCGAUGAUUGCUUCCUAAUGGGGAGAAAGGAGGAUGUGGAGAAGGUGGUGGAGCAUUUCAACGCCAUCGAUGAGAAACUGAGGUUCACCGUAGAAGAGGAGACGAAUGGAUCACUUCGCUUUCUGGAUCUCACACUCACGAGAAACGAAGAGCGAAUCCAGAAGGUCUGGUUCCCCAAGCAGAAGGAUGGGCGCUACCUCGACUACAACUCGGAAAGCCCGCAUACCCACAAGGUAAACACGAUGAUCGCUUUGGUCGAUCGAGCACUCAAACUCACGGACGUCGGACAAAGACAGGAGAGCAUUGGAACGGUAAAGAGCAUUCUCCGCAACAACAACUACCCGGAGAAUCUCAUUCAACGAACGGUGAGAGAUCGGGUACACCGGUUGUACAACACAUUAGAGAGGGAGUGCAAUGAGGAACCAAAAAAAUAUGUGUCCAUUCCAAACGUACCGGGUCUCAGCGAGAAGGUGAGCAAGACGUUGAAAAAACAUGACAUCACCGCUUCCUUCAAACCAUGCGACAAGGUAAAAACCACUAUUUUUACGAAACUGAAAGACACUAUACCACCAUUAAAACAGACAAAUGUAGUGUAUUCUAUACCUUGUGGAGCAUGCGAACGUAAGGAAUAUAUUGGACAGACAUCUCAAACACUUGACAAGCGCAUAGCGCAACACAAGAACUCAGUACGCACGAACGCAUCAGCUACGGGACUCACCCAACACGCGCUAGACAACGGACAUCGUUUUGACUUCUCUCGAACUAGAAUUCUGGAGAGAAUCAACAAUGACGCGAGCAGACUAGCAGCAGAGGUAGUUCACAUUAAGAUAAACAAAGAAACGACGGUUAAUUUACAGCGUGACGUAGACGGGUUCUCAAACACAUACAAUAACUUGAUACACAAACUGAAAGACGACCAACGACGAACAAGACGACACCGAGACGGAACAUGACAUAGAUAAUUAGAAUUAAGUGUGCCGCCCCAAAGAACGCAGGCGCGGCGGAAAUUUUCUGAGGAUGACCGAAAAAUAAAAGUAGGUUGAAACGUAAAACCAAAUUACGAUUUUAAUUUAAUAUCAUCACCGAGAAACACCAAUUAAAAUCGAACAAGAUCAAGUAAGCGGUGAUCAAAGCCAUAAGAAGAGAAAACCUAGUG
Messenger RNA from Aedes albopictus (Asian tiger mosquito), 1484 nucleotides. RefSeq lists its product as uncharacterized. The transcript is spliced from 2 exons. The record is from RefSeq and is a predicted model, not a curated record. Bases 13 to 1281 code for a protein of 422 amino acids. NCBI's taxonomy places the organism in Eukaryota, Metazoa, Arthropoda, Insecta, Diptera, Culicidae.